UGUAGUCUUCUUGAGUCCACCGUCCUCUGGACAGACGUCUUGGCUGGGCGACUGGGUGCUUCGCGACUGGGCGAGUACUUCGUCUUAUUUCUCGCUGCGUAUCCUUGGCGCAGUGGACAGAGAAGUCCAUUCACAUCGUUCAGAUUUUUCUUUGCUCUUUCUCCCAUCCGCGUUCAUGAUUUUCCCGUCUCACUUUCGCUCGCGGAGUUGAAGCCAAAGGAGAAAAUGGGGCACCGUUUGAUAGCGACCGUCCUGUUUCUCCCGUGUCUCGUCGGUAAAUCUUUUGCGGGAUUUCCAAAUCAAAUUAACAUAGGUGGACUGUUCAUGCGCUCUACUGUUCAGGAGCAUAGCGCGUUUCGCUUCGCUGUCCAGCUCUACAACACCAAUCAAAAUGUAACGGAAAAGCCGUUCCACUUAAACUACAACGUGGAUAAUCUUGAAUCCUCCAACAGUUUCUCGGUCACUCAUGCAUUCUGCUCGCAGUUCUCGCGGGGCGUUUACGCCAUCUUCGGCUUCUACGACAGGAAGUCUAUGAACACGCUGACGUCGUUCUGCGGGGCCCUGCACACCUCCUUCAUCACGCCCAGCUUCCCCACCGACGCCGACGUCCAGUUCGUCAUCCAGAUGAGGCCGGCGCUCCGAGGGGUGGUCCUCAGCCUGCUGGCGCACUACAAGUGGGAGAAGUUCGUCUACCUGUACGACACAGACAGAGGGUUCUCCAUUCUGCAGGCCAUCAUGGAGUCUGCGGUGGCCAAUAACUGGCAGGUUACGGCACGGUCGGUGGGAAGCAUCACAGAUCCGUUGGAAUUCCGGCGCAUCAUGGAAGAGAUGGACCGUCGGCAAGAGAAGCGGUUCCUGGUCGACUGUGAAGUGGGCCGUAUAAACGCCAUCUUGGAACAGGCAGCCAUAUCAGGAAAGAAUGGCAGAGGGUUUCAUUACAUAUUGGCUAAUCUGGGCUUCGCCAACAUGUCCCUGGACAAGGUCUUCGCUGGUGGAGCCAACAUCACAGGAUUUCAGAUCAUCAACCCAGAGAAUCCCAUCGUGCAGCAGUUCCUCCAGCGCUGGGACCGUCUGGAUGAGAGAGAAUUCCCCGAAGCCAAAAAUACACCUCUGAAGUACACAUCUGCACUGACUCACGAUGCCAUUCUGGUGAUUGCCGAGGCGUUCCGCUACCUCCGGAGACAGCGCGUGGACAUCUCUAGGCGUGGCAGCGCGGGGGACUGCCUGGCGAACCCUGCUGUGCCCUGGAGUCAAGGCAUUGACAUAGAGCGAGCGCUCAAAAUGGUUCAGGUUCAAGGUAUGACAGGCAACAUCCAGUUCGACAGCUUUGGCCGCAGGUCAAACUUCACCAUUGAUGUUUAUGAGAUGAAGCCGGGUGGAGCGAGGAAGAUGGGGUACUGGAAUGAAUAUGAGAAAUUUGUUUUUAUAACGGACCAGCAGGUUACCAACGAGUCAACUUCUGUGGAAAACCGAACAAUUGUGGUCACUACUAUUAUGGAAGCUCCCUAUGUGAUGUACAAGAAAAACUAUAAUCAGCUGGAGGGGAAUGAGCGCUAUGAGGGCUACUGUGUGGACCUAGCCUCAGAGAUCGCAAAACAUGUCGGAAUUAGAUACAAACUGUCCAUUGUUGCCGAUGGAAAGUAUGGGGCCAGAGACCCUGAAACCAAGACCUGGAACGGGAUGGUGGGUGAACUGGUGUAUGGGAGAGCUGAUAUUGCUGUGGCCCCUCUCACUAUAACUCUGGUCAGAGAGGAGGUCAUUGACUUCUCCAAGCCCUUUAUGAGUUUGGGCAUCUCCAUCAUGAUCAAGAAGCCCCAGAAAUCCAAGCCGGGGGUCUUCUCCUUCCUGGACCCGCUGGCCUAUGAGAUCUGGAUGUGCAUCGUGUUCGCCUACAUCGGCGUGAGCGUGGUGCUCUUCCUGGUGAGCCGCUUCAGCCCCUACGAGUGGCACCUGGACGACAACGAUGAGGCCAAAGACCCACAGUCUCCGCCCGACCCGCCCAAUGACUUUGGCAUUUUUAACAGCCUGUGGUUCUCUCUGGGUGCCUUCAUGCAGCAGGGAUGCGAUAUCUCGCCAAGAUCUCUCUCAGGCCGUAUUGUUGGGGGUGUGUGGUGGUUCUUCACCCUCAUCAUCAUCUCGUCCUACACUGCCAACCUGGCAGCCUUCCUCACCGUGGAGAGGAUGGUCUCCCCCAUUGAGAGUGCCGAGGACCUGGCCAAGCAGACAGAGAUUGCCUAUGGUACACUAGACUCUGGCUCCACUAAAGAGUUCUUUAGGCGCUCCAAAAUAGGCGUGUAUGAGAAAAUGUGGUCAUACAUGAAAUCGGCUGAGCCCUCAGUGUUCGCCAAGACCACGCCCGACGGAGUGGCCCGCGUGCGCAAGUCGAAGGGCAAAUUCGCCUUUCUGCUGGAGUCCACCAUGAAUGAGUACAUCGAGCAACGGAAGCCCUGUGACACCCUGAAAGUCGGCGGGAACCUGGACUCCAAAGGAUACGGCGUGGCCACGCCCAAAGGCUCGGCAUUAAGAAAUGCUGUUAACCUGGCAGUACUUAAACUGAACGAGCAGGGCCUGUUGGACAAAUUGAAAAACAAAUGGUGGUACGACAAGGGAGAGUGCGGCAGCGGGGGCGGGGACUCCAAGGACAAGACCAGUGCUCUGAGUCUGAGUAAUGUGGCUGGAGUCUUCUACAUCCUGGUCGGGGGACUGGGAUUGGCUAUGACUGUGGCCCUGGUGGAGUUUUGUUACAAGUCCCACCAGGAGACCAAAAGACUCAAACUAGCCAAAAAUGCUCAAAACUUCAAACCGGCUCCUCCAGCAAACACACAGAACUUUGCUACAUACAGAGAGGGUUACAACGUGUAUGGGACAGAGAGCGUCAAAAUCUGAUGGUGACUGCAAAAGAAAUAGACCUGGUCUGUCUUGACCCAACCCCCCAUCCCCAUGGUCAAUAGAUGCCAGCAGAGUCUGAAGUUGCCUAACCUGAUGUGAUAAAUCAGAUCGUACUGACCAAGAUGCAACUCAACUUGAAUCAUGGGACUUGAAGUCUCUCAGUGCCUUACAGCGCCUCCAGCGUCAGAGCAAUGCGAACUGUCACCCGACAGGAACCCCAACAAGAACAAAAAAUGAGAAUGAGAGACAAGAUCCUAGAUUUAUUGAACAUUCACCUGUUAACAUCUCAACAUUUUUGGACAUUUUUGAAGAUUAAAAAGCCGCCAUCACGAGGACUUCCUUCUUAUUCUUGGACACAUAAGAAUGAGUCCUCUCAACGUUUGGAGCUUCACUUUAAAUCAUCAUAAUCUCUUUUCAGCCAUAUUUUAAUCAAAAAAAUAUUUAAUGAAGUUAUAUUGUGUUGCUUCAUUUAACACUGCUGUCAUCUUGAUCAUUUAAUAUAAAUAUAUGUGGAACAUUAUAGUUUAUUUUAUUAAGACUGAGCUUUUCUAGAGUAAGAAACAUAGAGAAACACAUAGAAGUAUUGUUACCCCGGUUAUGUUUUGCAGACUAUAUGUUAUCUCCCUCAUACUGAUAAUACAUUUGAUUCAUUGCUUAAUGUUUAAUCAGAUCAUAAUGGAAUAGCAGACUGCAGAACUAAAUCUAAUGCCAUCAAUACAUUUUAAUACUUUGGUGCCAUACUAUCAUUUAGGCAUAUGGUUAAAAUGUGCAGUUUAUAAAAAGACUGUAUCAAUGACAUGAUUUUUUUCUUGUCAAUGAAAGGAAUGAAUUGAAACUGAUGAGAAUUAGCUGAAGCUAACAGAUACAGUACAAUGAUUUGUCCUAUUUAUUCUUAAGAGGAGAGCAUAGGGUUUUUUUAAGCAAGUACGUAUGCAUUUUAAACUGACCUAUGAGUGCACUCAUUUUAGUUUGAUUUUUCUCCUUUUGAGUAACAAAAAUACAACUUAAAAUCACAGACUCAGUCCUUAAUUACUUUGUGACUUUUUAUUUUUUAAGGAAAAAAGAGCUAUAAUUCUGUGGAAUACAAAAUGUACAAAGAGAAGACAACAAUGACGAAAUGUAAAGACAAAUACACUAUAGUUUUGUAAAUGACGGAGCUGUUAAUGUAUGUGUAUAUUCUUUAGCUGAUUUUCUAGUGAAGGCUUUUUCCUCUGUCAAUGCAUGUGAAAACUGGUGAGUGCUUCACCAGAACUGCUACUGAUCUGCAGACCCUAAGACGUUAUCUGAACUUACUGAUCUUCAGUCUUCAUCCACUUGGUCUUUCUUUAGCUCUUCUGCAUCACUCACGCCUCAGCAUAGUGAUUUACAGGCCUGCAUGUGUGGAGUAAGAAAGCCUCGCUAUGAGACGUUUAGUACAUUUUGUAAAUAAAAUGACUUUAAGACAA
Molecule: messenger RNA, 4334 nt
Organism: Clupea harengus (Atlantic herring)
Lineage: Eukaryota; Metazoa; Chordata; Actinopteri; Clupeiformes; Clupeidae
Gene: gria3a
Product: glutamate ionotropic receptor AMPA type subunit 3a
Biological process (GO): monoatomic ion transport
Cellular component (GO): membrane
Molecular function (GO): signaling receptor activity; ligand-gated monoatomic ion channel activity
Source: RefSeq, a predicted model, not a curated record